Messenger RNA from Ricinus communis (castor bean), 2828 nucleotides. RefSeq names its product alanine--tRNA ligase, chloroplastic/mitochondrial. The record is from RefSeq and is a predicted model, not a curated record. Gene Ontology annotation, cellular component: cytoplasm; cytosol. Gene Ontology annotation, molecular function: ATP binding; amino acid binding; nucleic acid binding. Gene Ontology annotation, biological process: tRNA modification; alanyl-tRNA aminoacylation. NCBI's taxonomy places the organism in Eukaryota, Viridiplantae, Streptophyta, Magnoliopsida, Malpighiales, Euphorbiaceae. The transcript is spliced from 11 exons. The coding region runs from base 120 to 2567 and encodes 815 amino acids.
GUAUUGCUGCUCUUUAGGUUCCCAGACAAGUACCUCGGGCUGCAACUUCUCAAAAGUGCGUUCGCACAAAUGAUGUGGAGAAUGUUGGACGAACAUCCCGACAUCAAACAUUCUUUGAGAUGCUUGGAAACUUCAGUUUUGGUGAUUACUUCAAGAAAGAAGCAAUUAAAUGGGCAUGGGAGCUUUCAACUAAGGAAUUUGGGCUAGCAGCUGACAGAUUAUGGGUCAGUGUUUAUAAAGAUGAUGAUGAAGCCUUUGAAAUUUGGCAUAAUGAGGUCGGUGUACCCACUGAGCGUAUAAAGAAGAUGGGUGAAGAAGACAACUUUUGGACCAGUGGUAUUACUGGCCCUUGUGGUCCAUGCUCGGAGCUCUAUUAUGAUUUUCAUCCUGAAAGGGGAUUUCUGGAUGUGGAUCUUGGAGACGAUACUAGGUUUAUUGAGUUCUACAAUCUAGUUUUCAUGCAGUACAAUAAAAUGGAUGAUGGAUCACUGGAAUCCUUAAAACAAAAGAAUAUAGAUACUGGUCUUGGCCUGGAGCGUCUGGCUCGCAUCCUUCAGAAGGUUCCAAAUAAUUAUGAGACUGACUUGAUUUAUCCUAUUAUUGAGAAGGUCUCUGAAUUGGCUAAUUUAUCAUAUGCUCUAGCUGAUGAUCAAACAAAAACGAAACUCAAAAUUAUAGGAGAUCAUUUGCGUGCAAUUGUAUUUCUCAUAUCGGAUGGAGUACUUCCAUCAAAUAUUGGUAGAGGCUAUGUGGUCCGCCGGCUUAUUAGAAGGGUUGUUCGCACUGGCAGGUUACUCGGUAUAAAGGGGGAUGGUAAAGGUAAUCUAGAUGGAGCAUUUAUUCCGGCCAUUGCAGAGAAAGUAAUAGAACUGAGCGUCCAUAUUGAUUCAGAUGUAAAGGCUAGAGCAUCCCGUAUACUCGAGGAGUUACAAAGAGAAGAAUUUCGCUUUGUGCAGACGCUGGAGAGAGGAGAGAAGUUGCUUGACCAAAUGCUAGAAGAUGCAUUAUCAAGUGGACAGAAAAAAGGAGUCAUACCUUGCUUAUCUGGGAAAGAUGUAUUUCUUUUGUACGACACGUAUGGAUUUCCAGUUGAGAUAACAACAGAAGUUGCUGAAGAGCAUGGUGUUAAAAUAGAUAUGGAUGGUUUUGAUAUUGAGAUGGAAAAACAAAGGCGCCAAUCUCAGGCUGCGCACAAUGUUAUUAAACUUACAGUUGAAGAUGGAGGAGAUCUUUCUGAAAAUGUUUCUGAUACUGAAUUUUUAGGGUAUGACACCCUUUCUGCGAGAGCAGUCAUUGAUAGUCUCUUGGUAAAUGGGAAGCCAGUGAUUCAAGUUCCUGAAGGAAGUGAAGUAGAAAUCUUGUUGAACAAGACACCAUUUUAUGCUGAAUCCGGUGGUCAAAUUGGCGAUCAUGGUUUUCUAUAUGUUACUGAAGGUGAAAGCAAACCUAGAGCUAUUGUAGAAAUAAAAGAUGUUCAAAAAUCUCUUGGGAAUGUAUUUGUUCAUAAGGGCACUAUAAGAGAGGGACUCCUAGAGGUUGGCAGAGAAGUAGAAGCUGCGGUUGAUCCGAAAUUGAGACAGCGAGCAAAGGUUCAUCAUACUGCUACUCAUUUGUUGCAAUCUGCACUCAAGAAAGUUAUUGGCCAAGAAACAUCACAAGCAGGUUCGCUGGUGGCUUUUGAUCGUCUCAGGUUUGAUUUCAACUUUCAUCGACCACUUCUUGAUACUGAGCUGGAGGAAAUUGAAGCAUUGAUAAAUGGAUGGAUUGGGGAUGCAACCCUUCUUCAAACGAAGGUGAUGUCCAUUACUGAUGCUAAAAAUGCAGGGGCUAUUGCAAUGUUUGGAGAAAAAUAUGGAGAGCAGGUACGAGUUGUAGAGGUUCCAGGUGUAUCAAUGGAACUUUGUGGUGGAACCCAUGUUAGCAACACUUCUGAAAUACGUGCUUUCAAAAUAAUCUCGGAGCAGGGAAUUGCAUCAGGAAUCAGGCGCAUUGAAGCUGUGGCUGGUGAAGCUUUCAUUGAAUACAUAAAUGCAAGAGAUUCCCAGAUAACACGUCUGUGCUCCACUCUCAAGGUGAAAGCUGAAGAGGUGACAACCAGGGUCGAAAAUCUCUUAGAGGAGUUACGAAUUGCAAGAAAUGAAGUUUCAGCUAUGCGUUCAAAAGCAGCAGUGUACAAAGCAUCAACUAUGGCAAGCAAGGCAGUUUCAGUAGGAACUUCAAAAUCAAUUAGGGUACUUGUCGAGUCCAUGGAUGACAUUGAUGCUGAUUCACUCAAGAGUGCAGCUGAGUACCUGAUCGAUGCACUAGGAGAUCCAGCAGCUGUAGUCUUGGGCUCCUAUCCAGAUGAAGGGAAGGUGAGCUUAGUUGCUGCAUUCACUCCAGGGGUGGUCAAUUUGGGAGUCCAGGCAGGAAAAUUUAUAGGGCCUAUAGCAAAGUUGUGCGGUGGGGGAGGUGGUGGCAGGCCUAAUUUUGCUCAAGCAGGGGGGAGGAAACCUGAGAAUUUACCAAGUGCACUGGAGAAAGCUCAUGCAGAUCUCCUGUCAAUUCUAACUGAAAAGGCUUCUUAGUAGCAUGAGAAGUAAGUGUGUGUUCCUUCAAGGAGUAGUGGGAUUGGAAUAUAUGAUUAAGGCAUGCUGGCUUAAGUUGCAAGCGAAGAAAGGAAGUAGAAAAGUGAUCCACUUUACGCAUGUUAUUAUGGCUUGGAUUCAUUGGUUAAGCAUGUCUAUAUUAAUUGCCACUCUUAUGAACUUCUCAUGUAAUGCGUUUUUCUCUUCCCACCCCCACUUCCCAAAUCUGCCAUUUGAUCCUAAUAAAUGUGUCAUUUCAUA